This is a messenger RNA of Babjeviella inositovora NRRL Y-12698, 369 nucleotides long. RefSeq names its product ubiquitin-binding ESCRT-I subunit protein (gene VPS23). The record is from RefSeq and is a predicted model, not a curated record. The transcript has a single exon. Gene Ontology annotation, cellular component: ESCRT I complex. The annotation marks the transcript as partial. Gene Ontology annotation, molecular function: ubiquitin binding. Gene Ontology annotation, biological process: protein transport; endosome to lysosome transport; protein modification process. Lineage: Eukaryota; Fungi; Ascomycota; Pichiomycetes; Serinales.
AUGUCCUCGACGCUUCCACCAGAGUUACUCAACUGGCUCUACUCAGUUCUCCAGGUGGAAUACGUGGACCCGGUCCAGACCUACCGGCAGUCGGCGCAGCUUCUCGCAUUCUGUGCCACUUUGCGCCCGCGCACUAAGGUGUUUACCGCCGAAAACGGUAUCCCGCAGUUGCUCCUCAACGUCUUUGGCACGGUGCCGGCGAAUAUUGGCAACCAGGUCUACCACAUUCCGGUGGACAUGUGGUUUCCACUCCAGUUUCCCGUGGAGCCGCCGUUUGUGUACGUCUCUCCGACUCCCGAAAUGCUGAUCAAGCCAGGAAACUUUGUGGACUCUAACGGGCGGUUCUACAACCCGUAUUUGACCUACUGG